Vitrella brassicaformis is the source of this 3459-nucleotide messenger RNA. NCBI's taxonomy places the organism in Eukaryota, Vitrellaceae. The record is from the annotation of a GenBank genome assembly.
GGCGGCGAUGGCGGACAGGGGAGCCAAGCGGACGGCCGCAGAGGCCUUCCUGGACCAAAACGUUGAAAGUCAGCCAAACCUGCCAGAGGGAUCGUCUCGCAUGAAGUGCGUCUGAGGCGUCCAGUGCCACGCAGUGGACCUGCUGCCCCCCCUCCGCCCCCUUGCCCCGCCUGGUUGUUCUGGAGAGGGCUGCUGAUGUUUCUAUCUCUCGAGAAAUAGCUUCAUCGCACCGUUGAGAACGAACCUAUUCAGGUGUCACUGAACUCACCCGCCAGUUGUGCACUCAUUCAUUCAUCUGCUGUGGACGUGUGGUGUGUGCAGAUGGCUGGCACGACCGGCACAUCGUUUCGUUUGAUCCAUCAGUCGGCCAUGGUAUCAACGAGGGACCGGUAAGACCAGCAGGAAGCCAAAGUUGAUGCAUUCAACAAUAGUGGAUCUUCUUGCUGUUGCAGGCUGGGAGGCGUCUGUCGCGCGACAUGGUGGUCAACCAACAGGAGGAGGACGACAGUGGCGACAGCGAUGAAGGUGAGUGUGCAGGCGGCCGCCUCCAUCUCGGUAGGUCGGUCGGAUCAAUCGGUGUGUGUGGUGGUGUGCAGCGGAGGGUGUGGACGAGGAUAGUGACGAUGACGACGAUAGCGAUGAGGGACCGGUAAGACCAGCAGGAAGCCAAAUUUGAUGCAUUUGACGAUGGCGGAUCUUCUUGCCGUGUGUGUGUGUGUCAGACAUUGCGUGCGCCUCGUUACAAGGUCGGCACUCGUGUGUCGGUGGCGGCCGAGGAAAGGAGGGGCGACUCUGUGUGGGUGACGGCCGCUGUGUACGACACGAAGGAGACCGAUGGCGGCACUGUGGUGUUCAUGCGGGAGGUGGAGGGGAGGGAGGAGCUCGAGCCGGUCACCGUACCGCACCGGACCAAGCCACCACCCAAGCACAACCAAGACCUGGUAGACACCUACACGACAGUCACACGUGCGUUGGACCUCCAGUGCGGAUCCCUCACUCUCACUCUCUCUCUCUGUCUCUGUGUGUGUGUGUGUGUGUGUGUGUGCGUGUGUGUGUCCACGUCAGCGAAUGGGCGGCAAGACGUUUUCGUGGAAGGGCAAGAUUUCGGCUGGGACCACCACCAGAGCACAGGAUUCCACACCGGUACGCACAGACAAACAUGCAAUCAAUGCACACAGAUGGACCAGCUCAUGGUCAUGGCAUUUUUGCUGUUUGAGUUGUCUCCAUCCAGGUGGUGGCUGCUGGUGGCGAGGGCGAGGGCAAGCGUAGACGUGUAGCUUUCGAACCGGCUGCUGCUGCUGCUGCUGCAUCUUCCCCAUCGCAGGGAAGGCGUUUGCCGCGUGAGGGCCUCAUUCUCAUCUCGGGCUAUGGCGUCUGGCCGCUCUUCGACAACAGCAUCGCCAAGGAGGCCGGGGCUCAGUGCCGCCAGCUCGACAUUGACUCCUCCCGGGCCGCCGACAGGGCCUUCUGGCAGGCGAUGCCCGUCAACGUGGCCAAGAGGUGGGGCGGCCGCAUGCCCAAACUCACCCGCAUCUGGUGCUGUCACCCGGACGGCGAAGGCGGGUGGUGUCUGGCCGCUGUCACGGCCCUCAUCGAAGGCCACACGGAGGGCCGCACAGCGAUGGUCGCGGAGAAGAGAAGGGAGUCAGAGAGGCGGGGAGAGGCGUCCGACAUCCCCGACGGCUCACUCACGACAAUCGCCUUCGAGGCGGUUGAGCUCAGCGACGAGGACAUGCUGUCCGUCCGGCGCAUCAACCACCUGUCCGUCCGGCGCAUCCACCCCUACCUCCCCCCUGUGUGUGCCCCGCCCCCCUCCCUCCCCGCCCUCACAUCCAUCAGCGGCCUCACUGCCCGCCACCGUUUCAUCGGCAGCCGCCACUGGCGCGUCCCGUCGCUGGAGCGGGUGCAGGCACACGAGCACAUCGACACACUGGGGCCACUCGUCGGCUCGUCGCGGUGCCUGAGGGUGUUCGACGUGCCCUCGACGGUCGGCCAGAAGGCCGAGGUGCUGCAGCAGGUGCCUGUUGCUGCAGAGGAGGGACAGCCGGGGCCGCUGGCGAACUUGGAGGAUAUCGGGCCGAUUGAGGUUGAGGGUGACAUGAUGGGGAAUUUGGUUGGGUGGGGGUUAUGGCUGGCUACAUUCUGGCGCACUCAUAGAUUGCAGGUCAGGAGGCUGCUAACACGGAAUGGACAACAGAUGCAAUGAUACUGACCCAUGUCAUUUCCUUUCUUAGGAGCUGGAGUCGGUCCUCGUGUCACGAGGCUGUCGUCGGUCCCUCAAGUCGCUGAAGGUCAAGUUCGUCGAGCCGGCGAUUGUGGGCCACAUGGUCUUCGAGUUCGCCGAGGCCCUGCAGACAUUCGCCAGUGCCGUGUGCGUCGACAGCGUCCCCAUCAGCUUCACCGGUGCGGCUCGGGGGGAUUUCCUGAUGACCCUGUACAGCUCUCUCUUCCCCGCUGCACCCUCCCCCAUCCUCAAGACACUCAUGCGCCAGCUGGCAGACCAGGCGACUCGGGUGACAGUGGACUUCAGGUCGUCCGACCUCGCCACCCCUCCCACACCUGCGAUGCUCGACAUGGCCAGAGGCCUCGCAUUCAACAAGGCCACGAGUGUGCGUGUGUUCGGUGUCGACCAGCCUGCACAGGCCGCCCUCGCCCCCGCCCACCCUGCCCUCGCCCUCAUCGACCAGAUCCAGCCGAUGCCGCAGGCGUCGGACUUGACAAUCAGCAGACGCAUGGCAUUGGCGGCCGGCAUCCAGCUUGCCAGCAAGAUGCCCAACUUGCGGGUGCUGUACAUCCAGGACAGUGUGCUUAUGCAAGAGGCGCUGCAGGCCAUCAAGGCGAUCGGGUCUGAGCGGGAUCUCGACACGGUGACUGUGAGUGACAUUUGGGGGGUGGGCAGCGGGGGCAUCGACACAGGGGAGCAUAGGGAGGGAAUCCCCCAGAUCACCAAACUGGUUGUCAGACUCACAGGUGGGUGGAUUGCAGGGUAGGCAGCCCCACGGAGAGAGAAAGAGACACAGAGAGAGACCUGUAUGUGAAUGUGUGUCUGUGUUUGUGCGUCUGUGUGUCCAAUCCCACAUCAGUUCCUGGUGGCGUCCCCGACUUAAUCGAGUUCGCCUGUUCGAGUGUGAGAUCGCUGCUGCGGCUCAGGUGCAAGACGGUGGACCUCCGGCUGCAUGGCCUGGACGCCCACACACGCAGCCUGCUCGAGUCUGCCGUGCCUCCACAACUUGGCAGCGGGGAGGGCACGACAAUUUUGUGCUCGCAGGAGAGGGACACGUGGGACGGUGAUUGUCUCAGGAUCACUGCCAAGCAUGACAGUGGGUAGCUACGGGUGUGUAGCGGCGUGUGGGAAUAGGACGCCUUUUCAUGUGCAAGCACUCGAGAGGGAGGGGAUUGGGGUGUGGAUUGACUGACGUAAAUGAUGGUGGCUGCUCGAACGCACGUAUGAGGUCAUGG